UCUCGCGAGAGCUGGGUCCAUUUCCGCUUCCGCUUCCUUGCUUGUGAAGAAGAAGAAAAGAAGAAAGCGGAGGAGAAGGAGUCUCGCCCGUGUUCUCCACUGAAAAUGUCAGCAGCUGAUGACUUUUCGCUGGCAGACGCUCUCCCGGACAGUUCUCCUGCCAAGAACGCCUCCGUAGGCAGCGCAAAGCCUGCUGGCCAGCCCCCCCAAGCCUGGCCGGGUUCCAAUCCCUGGAACAACACUCCCAGCGCUCCCCCCGCAGCUCCGUCCGGAUUGCCUCCAAACACAUCCACCUCCAACGUGCCCUUUGGACCACCUCCCACGGGAAUGUAUCCUUCCCUGCCCCCUGGAGCGCCGGUCCCUUUCCCUCCCCCUGGGUCCGCUUGCCCCCCUGCCGGUCCCUACCCACCCCCAGGUCCCGCCCCACCAGGGCAGUACCCUCCACCAAAUAUGCCCUUUCCAGAGCUGCCCCGACCAUACGGGGGUCCAACAGAGCCGGCCGCGCCCCCUCCUGCUGUAGGGCCUUGGGGGUCCAUGCCGGCCGGAGGAUGGGGAUCCACUGUUGGGGGUCAGUAUCCUGCUCCAAGUGUGCCCUAUCCUCCUCCGGGGCCCUAUUCAGCUCCAACCCACACACCGGGGGCUGCUCCAACAGUGCCAUGGGGAGCCGUCCCUCCAGGAGCUUGGGGACCUUCGCCUCCAGCCCCUUUCCCCCCACCCACAGGCUCCUAUCCGGCUCCAGGAUUGUACCCUACGCCGCCUAAUCCAUACCAAGUGCCGCCCGCAUCUGCCGGGGCUCCGUCCAUGCCUGGUGGUCCCCAUCCUUACCGUUGAAGCGGCGCCAGGCUCCGGAAGUAAGGUCUCCCCACCUGCUAUUUACAGAGAAUUUUUAACAGUUGUUUUUGGUAACCUUUUGGAGUCUGGAAGAGCACGCCCACCUUCUGCGGUCCGUCUGAGGUGUGAAGGAGCACUCUGUGUGUAAGCCGGACUCUGUUCCAAUGGUGAAAUACGUCUUUUUGUUUGUCUGUCGAGAUGAAUUAGGAGAAACGCGCCAAUUGCCCCAGUUCUGCAAUCCUUGCUUGAGGGAGGAUCCUUCCUUGGGAAACAUGGGUGUUGGCCCUGCAAGGAAGGACAACUCCGGAAUAGACCAGGGACUUGACGACACCUGGGAAUUUUUUGCCAUAACUGCUUCAUUGAGAAUGGACUUGCAGGCCUCACCAGAGUGACAACCCCUUCUGUAUCUUUGUUUGUUCAGGUGAUAUUAAUCAUUUACAUGUUCUGGAGACAUCUGUAAAGAAAUGGGCCGGACACCAUACAACCAUUUGUCAGCUCGAAGGGAAGCAAGGCUUGUUAAUGGGGAGGCAGUCCUCCGCAUCCGGCUCAUUUCCCUCUCUAGUCUUGGGAAGCAAUUGCAAAGAUAUUUGAGACUUGAUUCCUAUUAUACACGUUUGUGCAUCGUCUCACGAGUCAAUUUAGGUGUUCUAGACGUUGGCGUAAAUCUUGAGCUGUGAGGUUUGCCAAAAUGACUUAGACUUUGUACAUUUCAUAAGCCAUUUCAGAAUUAAAAUCCAUGUUAAAUGUGAAACUUAAAGGAUUUUAGCUUGACUGACGAGACCUUGAAAGCA
Anolis sagrei ordinatus is the source of this 1622-nucleotide messenger RNA. It is a transcript of the gene MAPK1IP1L, whose product is annotated as mitogen-activated protein kinase 1 interacting protein 1 like. The record is from RefSeq and is a predicted model, not a curated record. Lineage: Eukaryota; Metazoa; Chordata; Lepidosauria; Squamata; Anolidae.